UUCCUCUACUAUUUAAACAACCACGAACAAAACUAUUAACUGCUCCAAGGAUUCUCCAGAGUAUUUGAGAUGAAUGCUAUAUAAGGGUGGGAAAAUGUCUCUGUAACAUUUGUUGUGCAUCUUCAGUCUUCAGGCUACGGUCUUGUCAUGUUUGAGUAUUGCCUAAUAUCCAAAGAAGGAGAAGGAAGGUCUGGGUGAUGAUUCAUUUGCCUUGAUCCUUGAAGACCCUCAAAACUCCUCCUGACCUCCAGAUAUAAAGCGUGAAGCCUUUUUAUGAUUGCUGACUCUGGAGAGGAUCGGAGGCAGCGUGGAUCUACAGGAGGAUCUCCAAGAUGUCCAAGGCAAAGGCGGCACCCCCUCCUGGGUGCACUCUGAACAUCAACGAUCCUCAGGUCCAGGAAGCUGCUAUCCGAAUCCAGGCCUCAUAUCGCGGACACAGGUCGCGUAAAGAGCUGCGAGAGAAAGGUCCUCCUAAGAUCCUGCAGGAGCUCAAAGAUGUGGUUCUUGUUGAGGGCAGCGCUGCAAAGCUGGAGUGCAGAGUCAGUGCUUUCCCAGAUCCUUUCAUUGUCUGGUACAAGGAUGGCAAAGAGCUGAAGGACGGUCCCAAGUACCGCUAUGUGUUUGAAGACCCGGAUUUUGUGGCGCUCGUGGUUCGAGACGGGGUUCUGGCUGAUCUGGGAAAAUACACUGUCACCAUUAAGAAUCCAUUCGGACAGACAUCAGGAUCUGCUUGUAUUCUAGUGGAGGUCCCUGCCAAGGUUUCUAAAGGCCCUGACAACAUGAAGGCCAAGAGAGGGACAACAGUUGUGCUCAAAGCUGAAAUAAGUGGAGAACCUCCUCCGGAUGUUGCCUGGCUCAAAGAUGGAGAUGACAUUGAAGAAGACGACAGGGUAUUCUUUGACAUUGGAGACACCAACACAAUCUUGACCAUCAAAAAUGCAAAAUUGUCCGAUGCUGGCAAGUAUGAGGUGUUUGUGGAGAAUAGUCUAGGCACAGACCAGUCCUUCGCUCGUGUGGACAUCCUCUAAUGCAGCCUCAUACUAACACGAUGAGCCCCUGUUCUCUUACAGUACAAUCCAGUGGGCAAUAUGCUAUAGUAACGCUCUGUUCAAAGCUGUACAUAACUUA
Seriola dumerili (greater amberjack) is the source of this 1128-nucleotide messenger RNA. It is a transcript of the gene spegnb, whose product is annotated as CAVP-target protein. The transcript has 5 exons. Gene Ontology annotation, molecular function: protein binding. Gene Ontology annotation, cellular component: plasma membrane. Gene Ontology annotation, biological process: homophilic cell-cell adhesion. NCBI's taxonomy places the organism in Eukaryota, Metazoa, Chordata, Actinopteri, Carangiformes, Carangidae. The record is from RefSeq and is a predicted model, not a curated record. Bases 333 to 1028 code for a protein of 231 amino acids.